AGGCGAGUCACGUGAUUUGCUCCCAAGCGGAGUUUCCACGACAGCUGGAAGCCGAAACGGCAAAGGGCGCAUCGCUUCUUCUCAAAAGAAUCCGGACGAGUGGAAAAAACAGACCUCUGCUCGUCUUGGCAACCCCUUCCAGAGACACCCUGGUCUGGCAUGGGCGACAAGAGGAGUCCCACAAGGCCGAAGCGUCAACCCAAGCCCUCCUCCGACGAGGGGUUUUGGGACUGCAGCGUGUGCACGUACAAGAACACGGCGGAGGCUUUUAAGUGCAUGAUGUGUGAUGUCAGGAAAGGGACAUCAACAAGGAAGCCACGCCCAGUCUCCCAGCUCGUCUCGCAGCAGCAGGCCACUCAGCAGUUCGUGUUACCCUCGCAGCCCAAGAAGGAGAAGAAGGAGCGCGUCGAGCGGGAGAAGAGCGACAAGGAGCCGGCGCUCAAGAAAAACACUCACAAAAGGAUGAGGCCCAGGUUAAAAAACAUUGAUCGUAGCAGCGCCCAGCAUCUGGAGGUGACGGUGGGCGACCUGACAGUCAUCAUUACAGACUUUAAGGAGAAGGCCCGGCCGUCGUCGACCUCGGCCUCCUCCUCAAGCGCCGCCUCAUCGGCCGCCGACCACCACAGCCAGAACGGCUCCAGCUCGGAAACCACAGAGAAGGGGCUCUCGUGCUCAUCGUCGCCCCUGAGAGAGGGCGGCUCGCUUAACGGGGAGUCCCACUGAGACCACCCGCCCCAUCUUUCCAUUCCAUCCCGGCCCGGCUGGUUUUCUUGAAUGGAUAAUUGCUUUUCAGCCUUUUUCAAGCAGAGACGCAUCUGAUUCAAGUCGGAUCAGUCACCACCAUGAUUUAGGAAACAUUACACAACUAUCCACUGACAGGAAACUUUUCAUUUGGAUCAUUUCGCCACACUUGAGAGAAUCCCACACAUUUAUGCAAAGCUUCCUCACAGACAGCUCUUUUUUUUUUUUGUGAUGACAUGCUCAGACAAGCUUUGGACAGUGUGAUGUACUCUGGGAAUACAUUAGCUUAUUAGCUUAGCCUGCAACCUCAAACACGAUUCUCUGAAACUUCUUGUGAAGUUCUGCUGUUGAAUUUUGUUGGAUUAAAACCCACAUUUAGGAAAGGUUUAGUAUAUUGUUAAGGGUCUUACCCAUGUUUUUUGUUACUGUGUGCGAGUGGUGGAGCGCAUUGGACAAACUGGAAUGAAUUCAGUUGUCUUUCUGCAAGGGGUUCAAGCGAGCCAACAUGGAGGUACUAACUCAGGAUUGAACCCGACAGAACAAAAUACACAUUUCUGCACAUCCCGGGACACGUCACAUCAGGAUUCAUGCAUGGUAAAACUGAUGACACGGCGGUCGAGGAAGGAAGAUUUUAGCCAGUCAAACUGGACGUUGGUUUUAAAAUCGCCGCCGCUGCACGACGAGACGAGGGGAUACGGUUCUGUGGACUUCAUUGUGGAUAAGGCACCAUGCAACACGGGAAAACUUGGUGGACAUUUAUUUGCAGGGCAGGCGAUGGAACGAAUUUCAAAAACUGUUUAUAUUUCGUCAUUUUCAUGUAGCCAACUUGGGGAGCUUUAGAUGGUCUAAACUUCCAGCCGAGCAAUUAAUAGUUAUUGUAACUACACAAUCUACAAAUCUAUAGAUUCUCACAGAUUAAUGAAUAUUUACAACAUGUUGUACAAUAUGUUUUCAUGUGGCUGUAUUGUCCAUCAUAUCAAUGUUAUUGCCAUGUUGGUUUUUUUCUUCAUUUUAUGCAGUGAUUCAAAAUGUCACAGCAUGAUCAAAGGUGUUAUAAUGUGGGACAAGUUACGUUUGUGUGGUUUAGACUCACUGCAGGGGUGUCAAACUCAUUUUUGUCGCAGGCCGCAUCAAAGUCAUAGUUUCCUUCGGAGGGCUGUUAUGACCCACAUAAAUGAACGCCUCAUAUUAUAUAGGCUACAGAACUGUUCUGAAAAAAAAAUAUGAAUGGUCAUAAAAAUUGCUAGCAAUAGCUCUAUUUUUUAAAAGUGAAGACAAUUUGCAAUUUUAGUAUUUACAAAUGAAUAUGAUGCCCAAUUUGUUUUUGUGGGCCACAUCACAGGAUGUGGCGGGCCAUAUCAGGCCCCCCGGGCCUUGAGUUUGACACCUGUGCUUUAGAGAUAAGGUUCACAACACUAGCUGGGACUACGUGCUUGGGCCUGUCGGAAUUGCUUAGAAAUGUGUUACAUGUUUGUGGCAACAAUGGAAUAAUUUUCUUUGUUUUUAUUUUGUUUUAUUUGUUGAUACAUUUCCUUAUGGUCUGCUCAGUUGUUAUGAAAUGUGUGUUUAUGACAAGUCUAUAUUAGAGCGCUGCAAAAUGCAAACAAAACACUACGAUAUGCAGUUUUGCAUUCGAUUUCUUCUAUUAAACUGCCUUUAGUACAUGCCAAA
Molecule: messenger RNA, 2412 nt
Organism: Syngnathus acus (greater pipefish)
Lineage: Eukaryota; Metazoa; Chordata; Actinopteri; Syngnathiformes; Syngnathidae
Gene: yaf2
Product: YY1 associated factor 2
Exons: 4
Coding region: 160-723 (187 amino acids)
Biological process (GO): positive regulation of DNA-templated transcription
Cellular component (GO): nucleus
Molecular function (GO): transcription coregulator activity; DNA binding
Source: RefSeq, a predicted model, not a curated record